Messenger RNA from Esox lucius (northern pike), 2078 nucleotides. RefSeq lists its product as uncharacterized. The record is from RefSeq and is a predicted model, not a curated record. The coding region runs from base 379 to 1362 and encodes 327 amino acids. NCBI's taxonomy places the organism in Eukaryota, Metazoa, Chordata, Actinopteri, Esociformes, Esocidae. The transcript is spliced from 10 exons.
AACACGUUAACUAACGCUCAGAGACAACAGUAGGCCUAACUUUAUUUAGAGACGUUAAGGUUACAUAGUAAUAAAGUAAAAAAUAAACUUAAAUUAUGUAGAUAACAACUUAAACAAAGACGGAGUGAAUGUCAAAAUGUUAGCUAGCUACUGAAUCCCAAACGGAACCCCAUACCGCAAUUUCUGAAGAAGUAAACACUGAAGACCAACCACGAGAAAGGGACUCGCGACCAAUCAGCUCAAACCAAUUACGUGUGACUAUUAUUACAUUGAAUGGACCCUUGUUUUGUAACAUAGAUGUACAGUUAGAAACAAAUGUGAGCAUCCUUGCUGCAACAUCAGGAGCAAGAUUAUCGAACAGAUGUUUUUAACCUCAACAUGGACGAGAUACGUCCACUGUUGACCAGUCAGCCGCGGGAGGACUCAAGUCUCCGAUCCCCAAACCUGAGACCAAGGCACCAGGAACUGAUCCCAACUCCAUGUGGCCCAAUAAAGCCUUGGUCAGAGCUUUCAUGCUUGGUGAAGCUUUACUUCUGCUUCACCAUUGCUUCUCUAUUGGCACUACUGGCCCUCACAUUGACAAACAUCUACAAGCAAAGCAUGGCAACAUACAGCUAUGAGGACAACUUCACUGUAUCUCUAAUACAACUAGUUGGAAUUCUGUUCUGCAUAUACUACAUCACCAGGGGCAUCCUGCAAGAAAACAGGCAGGAGUUGAUAGUGUUUGUCCUAUGUUUGUUGGUGGUCAUGAUGCGCUCUGUGGUCAACUUUAUGGUUCUCCCUGUUCAGGAUAGAAAGGGCCUGCUCCUGGUACGGUUUGUAUUCAUCAUGUGUGUGGGCGCAGUCCAUGUCCCGUGCGCUAUACUGCUCUUCAAUAGGCCGAACAUGAUGGCCUUCCGGGUGGGUGGAGCUCUGGAGAGCAUCCAGGAGCAGUACUUCCUGCUCAACCUGUGCUUCUCCAUGGUCACCUUUGACCUACAGGCCCAGCUUUGCCUUUGCAUCCUGAUCAUGACAUCAGGCACAACUAUGUCCUUUGAAAACAGCAUCAUCCUGGGAUUUGGUGUAGUCUGGGCCUGCCUUACAGCAGCUGUGGGGUCUAUUGCAGUUUUAAAAGAAGCCAAGUUACUGGUUUGGCUCUUUGUCCUCCAGAACUUGCCAGAGGUGGCCUACUUCAUGUACUUGAUGUACAGGAUCAGUGUAAAUUGGGGGAUGGAUAAGACUUAUAUACUGGAGGCUGCUGCUGUGACUGGAGCAGUGAUCUCAGUACUGAUCAAAGGUGUGCUCUUCUGUGCUCUCUUCCGAUUGGUGCGCAGCUUUGGCCAGGGCCUGAGGGAGAGGAUGUUUUCCUCCGACAAGCAGUGACAUGCCAUUAUGAGAAGUGGUAAAAAGAAAGGAUCUAAGUGGCUUCGGUUACAGGAUGGAUCUGCUCUUUGUAAAAAUGUCAAAAAAUCGUAACAACUAUUUGGUUCAAACCAAUGUUUUUUUUUUUGGUGGGGGGUGGGUUUGCCUUUCAUGUGCCUACAACGCAUACAAUACAGUGAGAUGUUAAGCUCUUUGGGUCAAGUCAAGGACAUGACAGGCACUGUCCUACUUUUGGAAUAGCACUGAGUUAGAGUAUAUGUAAAUCAAUAUUUCAUUUUUAUUUUUUGUAACUUUGAUUUUAUCAUGAUGAUUUUUAAGAGUAUCUUUAAACAUAUUCUUAAGUGUUCUUAUAGUAAUAUAAACCAAACAAGUAUAGAGUGGCAUUGCAAUACAUCAAAUGGAAAUGGUUACCAUUAAGUUGUCUAUAAAAUGUGGGUAUUUUUUCUUUUGUGCUGAAUUUAUUCUUUUAAAUGAAUUAAUGUUCCUGUUGAGUAACUAAUAUUAACAUGUCCAUUUUCUAUGCACUAAAGGAAAUAUCUUAGACAUUUUUAUUCUUUAUAAUAUACUUCUGUUUAUGCACUUGUUUGACAACCCGUUAUCAUGUUUUUAUAAAAUGUAACAAUUUACAGUACCCUCUUUAAUCAAAAAGUUAUUUGAGUAAGAAAUGCACAGCUAGGAAAAACUGCCUUCUUAAAUAUUAAAUAGGUAAUCAAGCA